Molecule: messenger RNA, 807 nt
Organism: Colletotrichum karsti
Lineage: Eukaryota; Fungi; Ascomycota; Sordariomycetes; Glomerellales; Glomerellaceae
Exons: 2
Coding region: 1-807 (268 amino acids)
Source: RefSeq, a predicted model, not a curated record
AUGCAUAUCCGUUCGCUCGCCUCCGUGGCCGUCGUGGCCUUCGCCGCCCAGGCUUUCGCCCAACAGCAGACCAAGGUCUUCAAGCGCAGCAUCAUCACCCCCUCAAGGGACUUCGGCCUCAUGCGCCGCGCCGACGGUGGCUACCAGCCCGCGGACGAGGUUUGCAACAAGGGCGGAAACACCUGCGCCGAGGCUUGCGGAACCGGCUACCAGCAGUGCAAGUCCACCGACCAGGCCGUCCACUGCUACAACCCCGCCGCCGGCGAGACCUGCUGCUCUACCAACAACGGAAACUCCUGCCUGUCCUCCUUCUACUGCACCCACGACCCCAGCGCCGAGACCAUCUGCUGUCCCAACGGCCUCAACCUCGGUGACUGCGCCGCCAAGCACGGCGUCACCGGCGCCCUCACCUCCGACGUCCCCGUCCCCACCACCACCUCAACCACUCAGGCCCCCACGAGCACUUCCGUCGCCCCGACCACCACCUCGACGUCCUCCGCCCCGCCUACGUCUUCUUCCGUCGUCGUCGUGACCACCUCGUCUUCCUCUUCUUCGUCAUCCGUCGUCGUGAGCACCACCGCCUUCGUCGCCGAGACCACGAGCUUCGUCCCCAGCGCCGGCACCAGCAGCGCCUUCUCCGCCGCCAACAGCACCCUGGCCUCCACCACUCGCGGCGCCAGCACGAGGGUCCCUACCCCCACCGCGUCUGCCGACCCGUCCGCGCCCGACCAGAACGCCGGCGCCCACAACGGCCCGGCCGGUCUCGCCAUCAUCCUCGGUGCCGCGUUCGUCGCCGCCCUGCUGUAG